Osmia lignaria (orchard mason bee) is the source of this 1674-nucleotide messenger RNA. Lineage: Eukaryota; Metazoa; Arthropoda; Insecta; Hymenoptera; Megachilidae. The record is from RefSeq and is a predicted model, not a curated record.
UAAGCAGAAAAAUUUCUUUAAUUCCUAGUUAAAAUAAACAUUUCUUUCAAUUAAUUUGUUUAAAUGUUUGAAUUAGUCUAUUCGCAAUAUUAAAUUGAAAACAUUUCCGAAACAACAAUGAAGAACACUUGUCAUUAGGAAGUGUUCCAAGCAAAGAUGGUGACACUAAAUUUAACCCUCUUGCUACGCAGAAGUUUAAUCACGAUCAAUUAUCGUUGUUUGUCGAACAAAAUGCCUGGACAAUUGGAAGAAAUUCAAGCGAAACGCGCUACAUUUGGAAUGGGAUGCUUCUGGGCCGGUGAUUCUCUAUUUGGUGUUUUACCUGGCGUGAUCAGGACCUGCGUAGGUUACGCUGGAGGUCAAAAGGACUCUCCAACUUAUAGGAACAUCGGAGAUCAUACAGAAGUCGUUGAUGUCGAGUACGACCCAAACGUUAUAUCCUUUGGACAAUUACUCGCUCUGUUUUGGCAGAACCAUGAAUAUGGUCUAACUACAAAGAUCAAGAGACAGGUAAAUCUCGUUAAGUACAUGUCUUUGAUUUUAUACCACGACGAGGAGCAAAGAUUAUUAGCUGAGAAAUCACGGGAACAAGAGCAACGAAAACGUACAGAUAUGAUUCUCACGGAAGUUCGAAAAUUUGAAAAGUUUUAUCCGGCCGAAGAUUAUCAUCAAAAAUAUCGGCUACGAAAUCAUCCAUGGCUACUCGAAACUACCGGCCUCACUAGCGACGAAAUUCUUCGAAAUUCACCAUUAGCCGCCAAGUUAAAUGGUUACAUAGCUGGUGCUGGAACAUUGGACCAAUUUAAUAAUGAUUUACCGAAUCUUGGAUUAAGCGAGAAAGCUGUACAGUAUUUACAGAAAUAUGUGAUUGAUAAUCAAGGAAGCGGUUUAUACUGCUAGCUAAUAUUAUCACGUAUGAAUAAUUGAGAAUUGUUCGUAUGUAGUGAAUAUGAAAUGCGCUCUAUUUCUUCGUGAAGAAGAAACGUCAAAGUCUGACGAAAGACUUGUUAAUACGAUUCAAUUACUGGCUAAACGAUUUGAACAACGUGAACAAGUCUUCAGCAUGAUUUUAGAUAAUAAUUUACGUGCGACAGAUAUCUUUCGUUAGUAUUACAUUUCUUCUUUUUGCAUUACUUUUAUCGUAGCUGUUUAAGUUUUACCAACAGGAUAUUCAUUAUGCUGUUUUUCGGUAGGUGACGAAUUCAUGACACAAUCGUUUAUUUGUGCCUCUGUAAUAUCGAAUAUUUUAUUUAAAAGAAAAAACAAUUAAAAUGAAGUUUUGCAUUAAGAUAGGCUGUGAAAGAUAUACAUGUGUAUAUACUUAACUCUUUUUGCAAUGAUUUCUUUGAUCGCUCCGUACAUUCUAUAGAUUUCAUAACGUUAUCAUGAUGUCGUUUAUUAUUAAAAAAUAUGAAGCAUGCAAAUUAGACAAACACGAUUUUUUGUUAAACACUCUAAGUCGUACAUCUUCUACUAAAAUUAAUAGUACAAAGAAUAUAUUUUUUUUACUAUCUAUGAAAAAAUAUUAUCAUCGAAUAUUUAUUAUUAACAAUUUUAUUGGCCAUAAACAAUAAAAAAAGAGGUACAUACAAUAUAAUUUGGGACAACUGCGCACGCGUAUACACUAUUUGGCCACUUAUAGUAUUUGCGUUAAAUAUACUUGUAAUUUGUUUA